Messenger RNA from Pelagomonas calceolata, 1624 nucleotides. NCBI's taxonomy places the organism in Eukaryota, Pelagophyceae, Pelagomonadales, Pelagomonadaceae. The record is from the annotation of a GenBank genome assembly.
GAGGGCAAAUGCUCUCCCAAACUUGUUGUUGCAGUGGCACGACGUCGCACCCAAGGCAGCAUUGCUACGUUUAACGCAGCCGUUCGCACCACAUACUGCGACGCUGACGGCUCUCGGUGCACGCGAGCGCCGUCGACGCCAUAAAACGGAGCCAAACUUGUUGCAGUGGCACGACGUCGCACCCGCAGCAUUGCUACAUUUAACGCAGCCGGUCGCCCCACAUGACUCGGACGCGUGCAGCAAUGCGCCUGGUUGUGCUCGCCGCGGCGUCCGCGCUCCGCGGGGGCCCGCCGCGGCGCGCCCGCCGCAUCGUGUGCCGCGCCAAGCCCGGGACACGACGCGCGGCCCUCGCCGCCUUUUCACUCACAACGAUCCCGAGCGCCGCGCGCGCCGACAUCGGCCCCGACUCUAAUUACGACCUCUGGCCGGCGCUGCCCGUCGCGCCCUAUUCCAGAAGGAAGACCAUACGGAGGCAAAUCAAGGACGACGUCUGGGUGUUUGAUCAGAUCAUUGGGAUCUACUACGUCCACGUCCCGAUCCGCAUGACGGUACUAAGAGGAGAGAAUGGAUUGAUGGUCUACGCGCCCGUCGCGCCGACCAAGGAGUGCCUAUCACUACUAGAAGAGUUGAUUCAGCAAUACGGCCCGGUCCAGACAAUAAUUUUGCCUUCUGUUGCUGUCGAGCACAAGGUCCUCGCGGGACCAUUUGCGCGGAAGUUCCCGGACGCAACGUUUUAUGUGGUCGACCAGCAGUACAGCUUCCCCGUGCCGCUCCCGUCUCGGUUCCUCGGGCUGCCGCGCUGGGCGCGACCGUUACCGAGGAGCGGGAGCGUGGCGGGGGGCUUUGCGCACGAGGUUUUGACGGUGAAGCCGGGCCCCGGCUCCUAUUUUCAAGACGUGGCCUUGUACCACGUCAAAUCGAAGACGUUAUGUGUGUGUGACGCGGUUCUGGCGGUCACGGCGGAGCCGCCUCAAAUACUGGUGGCGGAGCCGGAGUAUAGAAGAGCUUUACUUUUUCAUGCUAGAGAUGAGCCCUUGGAGCUCGUCGAGGACACACCUGAGAUGAGGAGGAAGGGCUGGCGGCGCAUUGUUUUAUUAUUCAACUUCUUUAUCCCUGGUAGCGUGCAAGCGGACAUCGGUUUAAAUCCGUUGAAGGCUCUGAGACCGUACGAAUACGGCUGGGGCGGCUGGCAGCCCUUUGCGUGGAAUGCGGAAGAUGAGGAAAGGAGCUUCGAACAGUAUUCAAACAAGGGCAAAUUGGCGUUACUUCCCAUCAUCCAGAUCAUCCUCAAUAGGGGCGUCGCCGACGGUUCCCUAAAAACGUGGGUCGACCGCGUUUGUGGGUGGGAUUUUGAUACGGUCGUGCCGGCGCACCUGGACGCUCCAAUAAAAGCGUCUCCAAAAGACUUCCGGGAGCCCUUCCAAUUUUACAAAAGUGGCUCGAACGACGUGCGCUUCUGCGACGAGGACGUGGCUUUAUUAAGGGAGGCCGAGCGCGGUCCUUUAAAAUUUUCGGUGACGCCUACCAGUUAUGGUCCGCUCGUCGGGAAGAAGUGUGAUUUGGGUGGCGGUCGGCCGCGCGUCGUGCCCUUCAACUGGACGCCCCACUAAAUAUGUUGUAUAAU